GCCGCCGCGGACCUCAGACAACAACGAAGACGUCCCAGUGAUCUACUACCAGCACCUCUACGCCACCGCCAGACAGUGUACCGCAACCAUGACUCGUUAACAUGUGUACGACCUGAAAUAUAUUGUCAGUGGCGAACAGAAAGACUUUAAGACAGAGGAAAGCGUCUCCAAGACCGGGGCUACUCUCAGGGUGCUCGUUCAAGGAUUACCUCGAGUGUGACCGAACCUGUGACAGUUUAACAUUAUCACCACACCCACCACACCCCUCCUUUACAGCAUGCCGGUUGAAAUAGUAGACCCUGAUAUGAUCGGGGAGGACGGAGAUGGGGAGGAAGUGACGGAAGGAUCAGAGACAGAAGAGGAGGUGGAAGGAAGCAGCAGAAAGACAGAAGGACGGAAGGAGAAGCGGAAACCAUCCAUCCAGAGGGAGCUGGCCGACGCCAUUGUUCGUUUAGCGCCCUUGGAGGAGUUAAGGAUCUUGCUCAAAUGUGGAGCCAAUGUAAAGGACACAGUGACCCAGGGCUUGUCCCCUCUCCACUAUGCUGUGUGGCAACGGUAUCCCGAAGCAGCUGAGUUCCUUAUUGCUGAAGACUGCGACAUCAAUGCCAGGGAUGAUAUUGGCUACACAGCGCUGCACCUCUCAGCCGAGCAUGGUUACAUAGACAUGAUGGAGGUCCUCCUCAAGCAUGACGCGCAGGUUAACUUUAACAUCCCACCGGAGGACGAGGAUGAUUUCCCCACAGACGCCUUCGACGAGCCCCUUCGGCUGGCCCUGAAGCACGACCACUUCGAUGCAGCCAAGGUAUUGCUGGAACAUGGCGCCAACCCCAAUACCAGGUACUUCUUUGGCUCUGAGAUCAACUUGGUCAAUCCCCUCAACACCCAGCUCCUCCACCUUCUGCUCUCCUACGGCGCCAACCCUAAUGCGCGUGACAGACAGGGUUUCACCCCCAUCAUGAAGUGUUGUCGCUUGCAACAGGAUGCAUCAGAUGAGAUGGAGAACCGUGAGAGUAUCUCUGGGGUGGAGGUCCUGCAGCACUUCGCCCAGACCCUCAUGGGUUUGGAGGCAGUUCUUCUCCUCAUCUCCUUUGGAGCCAACGUCAACGCUCGCACAGAGGCACGCCACGACUACAGGAGGAAUUGCCUUUUUUUUCACUCUUCCCGACCAUCUCUUGCGAACCCCCUCAAUAGGUCUGUGCUCCACUACGCUGUCCUCUCCGGCUCCGUCGCCAUCGUCAACCUCCUCCUGAAGCAGGGCGCCAGGGUCAACUUCGAGCCGGAGUACAAUAAGCCAACGCCCCUCGACCUGGCCAUUCUAAAGGGCGAUGUCGAGAUGGUGCGACUGAUUCUUGAACACAAUCCGGAUUUAGAUGCCAGCUCUCCCAUCAUCGGAUCUCCCCUUCACAUGGCUUGUAGUGAGGGCAUUCCCAACCGCCUAGAAAUCUUGAAGCUGCUCUUGGAAAAAGGGGCGAACCCCAAUCUGGUGAUCGUUGGGGAGGACAACACUCCCAUCAAGCCGGCCCUGGGAGAGUACCUGGCCUCAAAUGAAGAUCCUGAUGUUGAGGUUGUAAACCUCUUCCUCAGAUAUGGUGCAGAGGUUGUGAUGCAGAGUCAGAACAGAGAUCCCCGUGGGCUCCUGAAUUGCCUUCCAAACCUCACCAAAAGACCAGAUGUGCUCAUCCCUCUCCUGGAGGCUGCACACCGCUUCGACCUCGCCAUUAUUAAACAUUCAUCACUUAUUGAUAAUGACCAGAGAAAGAUCUACCUCAAGGUUGGCCAGUCUCCACUACCCCUCAAACAUCUAGUACGCGUCUUCCUGCGUCAGGAACUUGCCGAGAAAAUCCCACUCCGGAUUGAUGAACUUGAUCUUCCAGUCAUUAUGAAGAAGUACCUGCUGUAUGAAAUUAGUUAACUGAUCGGUCACCGCUAGUAUUUAAGGUCUAGUUUUGAUAUUACUAUUGUGCAUUAUUGUAUACUGUGUAUGCUUCAUUUGUAUAUUUGUUUAGCUGACAUGUGAUUCUUACAGGUUGGUUCUCUGUUCCAACUUGUUUCAUUUGAGUAAUGAAUUAGUUUUAGUUAUUGAAACUGUAUGAAAAUUAGUCUGCGUUUCGUUAAUAUUUUAGUCAACUAUCAGGAAUAUUUUCGCCAAUUUGAUACAGAUCUAUUAGAAGAAUAAUUUGACAUGUAAACCAUAACUAAAACUCUGCACUUUACCACAGUACUGUGGUUUUCACAACUAAAAGAUUUGGGUUUACUUUGAAAUGCAGAAAGUUACAUUUCCUGAUUUCCUACUUGCUUGUGAUAUUUCUUUACUGAGAUUUUAUAUAUAUAUAGGCGUAUAGUACAUUACAACUUCUUAAGAUAAUUUGCGGCUGGUCGGGAACAUUUAGCCAACACAAAGAGUGAAAUCUCAUUGUUGGAGGCUCAUUGAAAUAGCUUAGAUUAUUGACAUCAAUAAAUUGCAUAUGUGUAGUUUACCAUUAAUUUGUAAUGUAUCUGAUAACGAUGCAAGUACAUUGGCUUCAAGUAAACUUACACCGGGUUGUCACUAGCCAAAUAAACUUAGCUCUGUUAAUCUGUCUUCUGAGCUUUGUAUUUUUCUUAAAUUAACCGAUAAUAAAAUUGAUUUUGUUAAAUAUCUUACGAGAAUAUCUUUGCAGCGGGACUGCGGGAUGGCACCUCUGUCCCGGCUAACCCCUCAAUCUAAAAAUGUUGUCAUGGAUCUAUCACGUUAUUGUGAUUUUCAUUGUGUAUUAGAAUUUGUAUAUAUUCCGACAAACACGGCAUAUAGUUUAUUUAAAAGCUGAAAACAAUUCUGUGACUGCCGCCAUGGUUGUAUUAGAUGAAUCGUCUCGUUAGGACGACAAGUUAGUUAGGGUUGAUAUUUCAGUUUACCUUUAAUAGUGUCGUUCACAAUAACUAUUGGGUAUGUAUUAGAAAUUUCAUUAUUUGAGGCAAAGAGGUAUAUUCAUUGCCACUUUACCAUAUAGAAAGAGGAAAAAUCCCUCCUGCCCAGCAGUUAAUUUGGAACAACACUGUUUUGUUGAUUGGAGAAACACAGGUAAAACUGAACACAUUACCACGUAGUUUUAAUGAACUUUCAUUAGUAUGUAAAGUAGGUUUUGAAAUAUUUUUACAUAUCAAAUACUUUUAUAUGUAUAUGGGUGUUGUGUUUUGUAUUGUCAGUUAUUUUUGUAAAACAAUAUAUAUGUAUAUAUAUAUUAUUUAUGUACAUUUUUUACUGUUUUUUAUUUUAAUAUUAUGAUAUAAAUAAAUGAAAAUCAAAACUUGCUAACAAGAUGUAUCUCGGAAUAAUUUUUUGACAAUUUUUACCAUAUUAGAAUUUCUCAGAUCAAUGAUGCAUUUGGCCAAUGAAUGAGGCCAAUGCGAUACAAAUGGAUUGUAAAUGGAUAGGCUAGCAAGCUGCCACCAUUGUUGUUGCAUAAGUAAAGGCGAACAAGUUUGCUUUAUACUGUAUUUGAGAAAGAAUUGGUUAAUAGGAAUUUUAAGUUUGUUUAAAAAUCAUUGAACCACGUACACCAAGCAAAGGUUAAUUUGUGGGAUGGUAAGAUGAGUUAUUUUUAACGCAAUGGUUAAUUAAUGAUUUAAUGUUAACCCUUAUGUGCACAUAAUUCCAGGACCUCUGUAAUUUUUAUUGCUAAUUAUCUUCUCAUAACUGCAAAAUAAGAUUUGUACUGCAGAGUUUGUAUCCAACAGUAUUACAAGUGUAUAUAAAUAAGUAUAUUAUACAAUAUUAUAUAUAAUACAACAAUAUAUAUAACGGUAUAUAUAUAUACACAGCAAAUAAUCUGGUAUAUUUUUCCUCCAUAUAAUUUCUUGAUAUUAUACAUAAAUAAUAUUAAGCUUUUAUACUUUACUAUUGCAAAAAUUAUUUUUGUAAAUGGAGAAUAAGAAAUAUUUUAGAAAUUGGUAAUAUGCAUUUCUCAAAAUGGAUGAGAGUAUAUUGCGACAGAAAGAAAAUGCAACUUGUUGGUCAGUUUGAGGCUCUGUUAGCAGUACUAAAAUACUCCUGGACAUUUCAUCUUUCCUUCCUAGUAUGGUGCUAGGACUUAACAGGAAGAGUUGUAGUGUUGAGAUGCCAAUACUCUGAUAAAAGGUAUUAAACAGUGUCCCCCAAAUCUCUACCUAACUACAUGUCUAGAUCGUUGAGAUCUUCAGUAGCAGAUAGGCUUGUACGCUUCUUAUGUAUUGGUUUGAGAAUAAAGUUGUUUUAACUUG
Procambarus clarkii (red swamp crayfish) is the source of this 4239-nucleotide messenger RNA. The record is from RefSeq and is a predicted model, not a curated record. Lineage: Eukaryota; Metazoa; Arthropoda; Malacostraca; Decapoda; Cambaridae.